AUGUCGACGGUUAAUCUAGUGAAGUGUAUUAACUGCAAUUUAGUUGUGAACGAGACGCUGUGUUUUAUCCAAAACAAACACAUGAUUAUGGAAAGCGACAGUUUAGUGAAAAUCUGCUCUUCAGCUUUCAGUGUAGAAGACAUCGAGAAGGCUAAAUCUUUGCUUUUUCACUCUAUUUCGACAGACCUGCGCAACAUAAAACGCAAGGCCAAGAGCAAGGAGGGGAAAAGUAGCAAGGAUUUGUUUGACAUCAUCAAUGUUUUCAAAGUAACGGACAGUGAAAAGUUACCCGUGUUCGUGGCCUGUGACCUAAACAAGCUUCCUCCGAUAACAUGGGAUCACCUGGACGUAUCAAGACUUCUUAAGGACAUCACGGUUCUUAAACAUGACUUGGAAAGCAUAAAGGAUACGUAUGCUACCAAAAUACUCGUACAGCAGAUGAAACAAGAGUUAUUGUGUAACAGAAACGACACCGUGGUAAACGAUAGUCACCAAGAAGUGGAUUUUAACUUUUCGCAGAUAUCCAAUAUAAAUAACCGUCGUGGUGCGCAUAACGUACAUUUAAAUUUGAAUAGCGGACCGAUAGGCCUACCGCCGCACUUGUCAUUUCGGUCGGUUACAGAUAACGACGAGGUGAGUCACCGAGCGGGCGAUUCCGGUUGCGACGAGUUGCCGUCUCGCUCUCGCGUACGUACAAGCUCCGUAGUAUCUACUUCAUCGGCCGACGGGCUCUGUGAGCAGCGCGCAGCCAAUACGGCGCUUUCUGCAUCGGCAGCGCAUGUGCAGUCGAAUAACGCUCCGGAUCAUGCUACUGUCGCGAGUCACUUAGGUCGAGAAUCCAACGGGGAGCUACCGAGUCGAGUCGAGCCGAGUAGGGAAUCAUCGGUAAACAACGUUUCUCAGGCGCAGGAUAAGUCUUUUGCAGAUGUAGUUCAAGCCCCAGGGGAGUGGAAGCGAGAGGAAACGAACUCUGAGUGGGUUACUGUGCAGAACAAGCGUUACAAGAACCGGUUUAUUGGCGAUAAGGGAACGGCAACAACAAACACUAAUUGCAAGUUUAGAGCAGCUGAGUCGAGGAUUCCAUUGUUUAUAAACAAUGUCGACAGGAGUACGUCGCCGGAGGAUAUUGUCGAUUACAUACGGGAAAAAACGAACAUAAAAGUCACACUUGUAAAAUUAGCUAUGAAGCAAGAUAAGGAGUAUGAUGCCUACAAGAUGCAAGGGCAAGUGUCGCCGGUGGGGCAGGGACACCCAUGA
Cydia splendana is the source of this 1257-nucleotide messenger RNA. RefSeq lists its product as uncharacterized. The record is from RefSeq and is a predicted model, not a curated record. NCBI's taxonomy places the organism in Eukaryota, Metazoa, Arthropoda, Insecta, Lepidoptera, Tortricidae. The transcript has 2 exons. The coding region runs from base 1 to 1257 and encodes 418 amino acids.